AUGUCGUAUGCAUAUAAAAUUUUUAUACAGAAUGUGUCCAACUACGACAAAGUUCGUAUCAUCGCUCUUUAUGUGAUGAUUAAAAAUGGAAUUUCGGAGGAAAAUCUAACUAAACUCUUUACACACGCCCAGUUGUCCUCUAAAGAUCAGGAUAUGGUCAGAAAUCUGAGUUAUUUGGGAAUUAAUGUCAUUGCUGAUUCACGAAAAAAGUUGUACUCUGUUCCACGAAAGGAAAGGAUAACAGAAAGUACCUAUCAGAUGUCUCGUUGGACACCAGUAAUAAAAGACAUCAUGGAGGAUUGCAUAGAAGAUAAGCUAGAUUUGCAAUUGUUUUAG
Molecule: messenger RNA, 336 nt
Organism: Drosophila bipectinata
Lineage: Eukaryota; Metazoa; Arthropoda; Insecta; Diptera; Drosophilidae
Source: RefSeq, a predicted model, not a curated record